Molecule: messenger RNA, 507 nt
Organism: Coccidioides posadasii C735 delta SOWgp
Lineage: Eukaryota; Fungi; Ascomycota; Eurotiomycetes; Onygenales; Onygenaceae
Source: RefSeq, a predicted model, not a curated record
AUGGACAAAAUCUUCCCUCACCCCCCUUACGCCGAAGACCAACCACAUUCCCAUAUCAUCCUCCCCCUACACGUCAUUCGCGCCGGCCUAACCGUUGGUUCAAUCCUAUCCGUCGUCUCCGCCACCAUCUUCACCGCAGCAAAACAACCCCGAACCGUCCCCGUCUACACCACCCGACUCAUCACAUAUGCCAGCCGGGGCUCCGUUGCCGGCAUGCUCGCCGGCGCAGGAAUGGUGACUUUCAAGAUGCGCGGACGGGAAGAGAUCGAGUGGCAGGAUCGAUCGUGGAGGUUGCUGGAAAACAAGGGACAGAUGGAGAUGGAUCGAUGGGUCCCCGCUGGCGGAGUGCUUGGCGCGGUGGCGUGUGUGGUUGCCGCGCGGAGAGGAAAAGUGCCAAGCCUCGGGACAGGGACUGCGGCGCUCGGGGGACUGGGUUUAGGGGUGGCGGGUGGGGCGGCGGGAUAUGCGGGAUGGAGAUAUGGGGUCCAUGGGGGCAGGUUUGAUUGA